AUGAUUUCAUGCUGGGCACUAGUUUGUUCCACCACACGACAAGCGACUCUCGCCGGAGAAGUAGGAACGCCAGAGGUGCCUCGUCAUCGAUGGGAUGAGCUUUGCCCGGAUCUCUUGAAUUCGAUCUACGGCAAGCUCCCUCCCGGCCACUACGGCCGGACUGAUUUCGGAUCGGUAUGCAGGAACUGGCAUCGGAUCCACGCAGCCGCCGGGACCCCGCCGCUGACGGCUCCUCUCGCCGGCGGACGAAAUCACCCUAUCGACGUCCGAUCUCACAUCGGCGACGACAUUCCCGGUGGAAGGGUCCGCUGGUUAUUUUGUUAUGCCCGCCGGUUAUUGAGUCUGCCGCAACUGCACGUGGUGUACACGUGGUCCAGCGGGUGGUGGCUUCUGGAAUCGAAUCGGUUAAUCUGCGCCUGCUUCAAUCCCCUGCUUCCAUGGCCGUCCUGCUACCAUAAGCUUCCCAAUUUGGGGCUCCGCCCUUUCGACGAGAUCCCCGAAAUUCCGAUAAAAGCGGCGUUCUCGGCCCCGCCGUCGAGGAACCGGAGCUGGACGAUCUUGGUCGUUCACAGCCGCUGGAGUUUCAGCACGUUCCGCCGCGGCCGCGGUGGCGGGGGAUGGUGGUGGAACAGCUACACUUACUGCCGGAAGGGGGAAUUAGAGGCAGGGGCGAGAAUUUGCGAGGGAAUCGGGUACAGGGAGGGGAGAUUCUUUCUCCUUUUCAACACGGGAGACGUUUUGGUCUUCGGAAUUGAUGGCGGGGAGCGGAGGAUGCUGGUGGUGGGAGUUCCUCCGCUGGUGGCAGGGGAGCUGUCCCGGCGGAAAAAUUUGCGGGUCGUGGCGGCCGUGGAGGAGGAGGAGUCUUCUUUGGUGGUGAGUUGGGGGCGAGGAAGCGGCGGCGGAGAUGGGAGGUUACGGCUGAUGACGGUGGAGAGGUGGAAACCGGCGGCGGGGGAGGUAGAAGAUUUGGAGUUGGAGGAAGGAAGCAGGGGAGGGGUUUUAAUGGCGAGGGAGCAACCGGGAGUGGUCAAGUGGAUAGCCAUUCGUCAUGUUUGCUGGACUCUUUACUUUUUUCUUUGGGUAGGGAUUUUUUCCUUCAUUGUGUUUUAUUUGGUUAGGAUUGGAAAUAAGGGUCAGUAA
Molecule: messenger RNA, 1140 nt
Organism: Linum trigynum
Lineage: Eukaryota; Viridiplantae; Streptophyta; Magnoliopsida; Malpighiales; Linaceae
Source: the annotation of a GenBank genome assembly